Cladocopium goreaui is the source of this 4245-nucleotide messenger RNA. The record is from the annotation of a GenBank genome assembly. NCBI's taxonomy places the organism in Eukaryota, Dinophyceae, Suessiales, Symbiodiniaceae.
AUGGUACUAAUUAACAUUCCUUUCUUCAAUUUUUCAUGGCACAUUUAUGAAAUACCUCGACCUUCGAUUUUUUUUAGUUCCAAUCCUUGGCCGAUCGACCAAGGUUUCAUCUGCUGGGGCCGCGGGCAAGAAGCCCAGCCCGGUGCAGUGCGCGCCUACCUUGGGCAGGUCAUUUGCUUCCUUUUGGUCGUUUUUGCGAUAAUGCUGUUUGGCUGGAGUCUGAUUUUUCACAUGGAGGCCUCCUUUUUCGUGCGCGGCGCCUGUUUCGUCUUCACUUUGAUCCUGCUGCUGCUGCUGGUGAUCUACGUCUUUGCCCAGCGGCCCCGACGCGACUGCGGCACCACCUUCCGGCAGCACUUCGAAGUGCAGGAGCUGUGUGUAGGCACCUAUGUGCGCGUGGAUGAGGGCCGGCAUUUCUCCCAGCUCUGCGCUCGCCGUCGCCUGGGACACCUGCAGCUUUGUUUCAGUAGGCGCUUUCCCAAGGCGGAACUCUUAUCUGAGCGGCUGCCUCCAGGUGCUGUUGGCUGUAAGAAUGUGGAGCCACUGGCAGAUCCGCCCCCUGCGUUGGCUGGGGACAGCCAAGAGGUGCAGAAAGAAGUCAUUGAGCAGGAGGGUGGAUUGAACAACAGCUUUUUGGCCAGAGUUGCUGCAGUCCUGGCAGUGCUCUCGCUCAUUGGGGCUGCGUAUGACUACACGGCCUUCCUUGACAAAGUUCGCAUCGACGGGCAGCUCUGUCUCUUCAAGGUCCAUGGCUGCAACUGGCGUGUGGAGAACUCGCGGUUGUUGGGGAAGGUGAAGCGAGUGGAAGGUGCCAAUCCUCCGGCAGACUAUGCUGAAGGUGGUUGCACGGCCGACGGCGAUUACUGUGACUACUUCCUCCGGCCCACGGCGCAUUGCGCCGAGAAGGGCGAAGCCUUCACAAAUGACAUCACGGCGAUCCAUAUCCGUCUGGAGUGCAAGGUCCUCCCGGCUCUUGCGGAAGCCACCACCCGUGUGACCUUCGUGAACCCUUACGAAGGAACGGGCCAGGUCCACACCAUGUUUCUGAUGCAACACGAUCUCACCGUGUGGUCCAUGCCCUUGGACCCCACUUCCACACACUGGAACAAGGUGCUGUUGACCGAGGGGAUGAGGAUCGUUCAAAUUGGACCCAAGGACUCCCGUGAGAACGAAAACCUGCAGAAGGGCGUGGCACUGCAUCCAGUGGAACUGUUGGGGCGUUGCCUGGGCGAAUAUCGAGGACAUGUGGAUUUGGUGCUGGUGGAGACGCAGGAUCUGGUGCCUAUGUUUGAGGAAGAUUGCCACGGGCUACAGGAGGCCUGCAAAGCAGAGGGCUUGGGCCCCGAGACUAACGGCUACUGGCCCCCCCAUCGGAUCUUCGAUCAUAGCUACGAGAAGACUAUCUGCAUCUACCGAUCCCUGAGACUGCCGGGCUGGUUGGGCAAAGUUUGGACGGUCCUGGAGCAGGGCGAACAGGGUCUCACCUGUCGAGGCCAGCCGCGCAAGAGCAUUCGCUUCAACAAUGUCAACAAUUCCAUGAUCACCACCAGAGUAGAGAGCUGUAAAGAUGCAUGCGCGAAGGAGCUCUGGUGUUCCCAUGUCUUCUACAAGGGGGAGGUGCCUGAGGCGUUUCGAACAGAUUUUGACUUCAUUCCUCCGGACAUGAAGGAAGCCCUGAGGGUUCACAAUGCCACCCGCUCCUCCGACUAUGAGUGCCUCCUCUAUGAGACGUGUCCCAUGGCGAGCAUGAACGAGUCCAAGGAGGAAUUCGUGAAGGUCACCUGUGGUGAGCAUUGCGGGGAGGACAACCAACGCUGCAUGAUGGUGAGGCAAGGCUUCCAGCGCCAGAAGGCGGACAGCUUCCUGGGCCACGGCGAGGAGGGCUGCCGCAAGGCGUGCCGCCAGGCGGUGCAGGACGUGGCGCAGUGCAACGCCUUCGUGUACUCUCCGGCGAAUGGGGGCAGCUGCACCCUCUAUGGGCCCGAUCUUUUCAUGAGGCCGUUUGAGGGUUGGAAGACCUUGGAUGUGAACUAUGUUGGCGCGGUUGGAGAGAUCAUCGACCAAUCCUGUUUUCUGCGCUCUACGGAUCCCUAUCACCAAGGCCAAAUCCGAGAUCGCCAGUUCGCCAAGAGUCCGGGGAUUCUCCUCAGGUUCACAGACAAGACGACCUGUGGCGGUUGCGUGGAGCGAACAUUGUUCAAUUGGCAUGCGUUUGUGGUCCUCCGGGAAUGCAAGAUAUUCAUGAGUUCCGCAAAGCUUUGGGACCGUGAUGACUACAGCCACGAUAUGCAGGACUACUACACCAGAGUUUACUCUCGAAAAGUCCUGAGUCAUUUGAUCACCCUGCUGGGCGCCUGCUACGUGGCGCGGCGUGCGCACACCUCGGUUCAGCUGGGCAAAGCGGCGUUUUCUGGAAAGCCGGUGGUGCACAUGACCAUUGUACAGGAUCCUGCCAACCCAGACAACUUCGAAGUGCGCGAAGCUGCGUAUCGAGAAUUUUUGUCAAAAUGCUGCCAGGUGGCCGAAACCUGCGGCCGGGAGGAUGAAGCAACCCAUGAGGCGCACGAGGUGGAUUGCUGGGAGAAUGGCGCCGAGAAGAUCGUCCCUACCCAUGCCCAUAACUACGAGACCUAUGAUCUGUCGAACAAGCGAAGGACCAAGUGCUUCAUCGACAAGGAGCUUCUGGGCAUCCAGCCAGAUGAAAAAGUCCGGAUGGCGUGGUCAGACACCCCUCGCCAUGGCAUCUACAAGAUGUUGUUCGGCUUCUUGUUCUAUUACCUGGUCUUGUACCUCGUCUCCUGGGUUGCGCCCGAGAGCUUCAAAGCCUUCUGGACAGCCGUAGGAUUUCGACCCUUGUUCCUGGUCAUCAUCCCACUCAUGGUGGUGCUGCACCACUAUGUGGAGCUCCGCCGCGAAGUCGAGUCGCUCUUCGUUUUGACCAGCUGGGGCCGCUUGCUGCAUUUGACGCGGCGGCCGCCGCCCAACGUCUUCCCGGCAGCGCUGUGCCCGGUAUGGUACGGGGGGACCUCCAUACAGCUUGAUAGCUUCAAGAUCGGUCGCAUCUCCUUGGCUCAGCUGGAUAUGCCUGCGAAGCCGCUCCUGGAAGACCGACUGCGCUCUGGCUUCAACGAGGCCUGGCGACGUGGCUCGGUGACGCUGCGGGGCUCUCGUGGGCUGUUGCAGAUUCGACGUGCCGUGACGCGCGGAGUGGGCCAUGAACGGGACAGGGUAAGUGAACAUGGAGAGGCCAGAGUUUGUGGUCCUUCCUUGCCUUGCGCCUUAGAGAUGUAUCAGGGCUUGACCAGCCUGGCUGAGCGCUGCGCGCGUCCCAUCCAGGGCCUGCGUUCCGUGGGGGAUGGGGGCGCAGUCAUCGCAGGACUUUGUCCCAGAGAUGAUGUGCUGAUUCCGGGUGAAAGACAUAUCUGGGAGCACCGGCUGGAUGCUUUUGGAUUCUUUGGAGAUCCCUUCAACUACAGCACCAGGGCAGCAAGCACUCUGUUGUCGCUGAGCGAUCAGCGCAUCUUGGUGACACGCGCGAGAUGGCCAAAGGCCUUCAGUCUGGUGGGUUGCCUCAUUGGCCCACGCACCUGCAGUAACAACUGUAGCAUUUUGAUGGAGCGCUGGGGGCAUUUUCCGUAUGUCACAGUCACUUCGGUGUGGUACGAAUCCCUGGAGUCUUACGUGACACAACGGGUCCGAGCCCCUCCAUUCUGGCCUGGAUGUAUGAAGCCCAUCAUGAGCCUUUCCGUGAAUUUUCUGGAGAAGUGGAUGCAGUCCUACCCUUCAGCGCUUCAAGUGACGCAGCGGCCUUACGGCAUUCCACAAGAGGUGAUCGUGAAGUCCGGACGUCAGAUCUGGCUGCGGUCGGUCGAUCAAGAGGAGAGGCUGCGCAUCAUGCGUUCCAAUGAGCCUGCUGCCCCGCGCGGGCAGUACGUGGAGGAGAUCUGGGAAGGUGGUGAAGAAUUGGACCUUGGCGACAGUUACUGGAGCAAGGACACCUUGGCGCCCGAGGGCGCCACGUUGUUGCUCCAAGCUGGUGACACGGAGUGGGACGGCUAUGCGGACGAGCCCUGGCUUCACCAGAUGCGUGAGAUCUUGGAUCACAUCUCUGGAAGGAGCCAAGCUAGGCCUGAGACCUGGGAAGUCUUGGAAGAAGCUCCGCGGCCCGAGGGACCUGGAGGUGCCUUUCUAGAAUUUUCUGUUUUUAAGAAACAUGUCGAGGCAACAACCAUGAUAUUUUUCUAG